AAGUCCAAGCUAAUCUCCAGGAUGGCAGAGCAAUGCAAGAUCUCUGCUGCCAUUGUAGCUGGAUCUGACGAAAGGUCGUGUGUCGUCAAGGUAGAUGGAUACUCAAGAGCCAAGGCGCUACUCAAGAAAGGCAAGUUCGUCAUUUCUGCCCCUUUCAGUGUUGGAGGACACAACUGGGCGGUGCGGUAUUACCCAAACGGUGUUCGUGAGGGUUAUGCCGAUUUCAUAUCUCUUUAUCUACAACUUGAAUCUGCUGAUGCUAAAGUUGUCAAUGCGAAAUUCACGUUCACCAUACUUGACAAGAACGGUGAACCGGUGCCUUCAUACAGCCGUACCAGCAGUAUGCGUACCUUCUCAACAAAAAGUUCAGACUGGGGUUACCAGGACUUGAUCAAGAGGGCAGAUCUCGAGGCAUCGGUGCAUCUGAGAGACGACUGUCUGACAAUUAGGUGCGAUGUCACCGUGACCAAGGAGAUCCAUGGGGAACAAGAAACUAGGGUUCCUCCAGGCGACCUGCACCAGCAUCUUGCCGACCUCCUCAAGAACAAAGACGCUGCAGACCUAACCUUUCAAGUCGGCGCACAAAGAUUCUCAGCCCACAGGUGUGUCCUCGCUGCUCGCUCAUCCGUCUUCAAGGCGGAGCUCCUUGGCGCCAUGAAGGAGAGCUCCCGUAGUCUGAUUGAAAUUUCUGGCAUGGAGCCUGAUGUGUUUGAGUCCUUGCUCCACUAUAUAUACACCGACUCUGUCCCUCCGGUGCUUGAGAUGGCUCGCAACAAAGGCGAAACUGAUAUGGUCAUGGCUGGCCAUCUUCUAGUGGCGGCUGACAGGUACAAUAUAGUCAGGCUGAAGCAGAUAUGCGAGGAGAAAUUGUGCACUCACAUGGAUUUCAACAUGGUGGCAACCAGUUUGGCUCUGGCAGAGCAGCAUGGUUUUCAUGCUCUCAAAGAGGCUUGUUUGCAAUUCCUUUCUUCACCUUCAAAUUUCAAGGCUAUGAUGGCAAGCGACGGUUAUGACCAUCUGAAGUCCAGCUGCCCAUCUGUCAUCAAGGAGCUGAUUGCUAGAAUCCUGCCGGCUGAAUGGAGCGUGGCAAAGGAUGUGGUCAUGGAAAUUUAG
Messenger RNA from Hordeum vulgare subsp. vulgare (domesticated barley), 1113 nucleotides. Its product is annotated as BTB/POZ and MATH domain-containing protein 3-like. Gene Ontology annotation, biological process: protein ubiquitination. The transcript has a single exon. Lineage: Eukaryota; Viridiplantae; Streptophyta; Magnoliopsida; Poales; Poaceae. The record is from RefSeq and is a predicted model, not a curated record. The coding region runs from base 22 to 1113 and encodes 363 amino acids. Gene Ontology annotation, molecular function: protein binding.